This is a messenger RNA of Clunio marinus, 391 nucleotides long. NCBI's taxonomy places the organism in Eukaryota, Metazoa, Arthropoda, Insecta, Diptera, Chironomidae. The record is from the annotation of a GenBank genome assembly.
GUUUACAUCUUUUGUUUGUGCAACAAAAAAUUCCGAUUUUAACUUUUUUAACAAUAGCUUAAAAAUGCUAUCGUUCUUUCGUAAAAAGAAUUCAGAAUCUGAAGUAGUAACGAAAGUAAGUGCUGUGCGAUCAGUUGUCGUUGGUGUAGAUGAUGUUAUAAAUCCAAGUUUCACAGAAUUAGGAAUCAGUGAUGAAGAAUUAAAAGGAACAAUUUAUGACUUAUUGCGAACAAUCAAAGAUCCGGAGAAACCUGCAACAUUAGAAAAAGGAGCACACAGCACUGAAGAUGAAAUAAAUAAACAGAUAAAUGACCGUGAACGGGUUGCAGCUGCCAUCGAGAAUCAAAACUUAUUAAAGCUUGUUGAAAAUUGCAUAAGCGAGGACGAGUGA